This is a messenger RNA of Tetranychus urticae (two-spotted spider mite), 1639 nucleotides long. RefSeq names its product CKLF-like MARVEL transmembrane domain-containing protein 4. NCBI's taxonomy places the organism in Eukaryota, Metazoa, Arthropoda, Arachnida, Trombidiformes, Tetranychidae. The record is from RefSeq and is a predicted model, not a curated record. Gene Ontology annotation, cellular component: membrane.
GUUGAAGAAACAAGUUUUGACUUGAAUUAUCACAGCAAUUUGACAUCUGUUUACAAUUACACUGACAAUUGUUUGCAUAUUGUGUUUAAUUUACGUUUACUCUUUUUCUUUUGGUUAUUACUGUCUUGAAUUGAAGUUUUUACCCAUCAAUUGAUUGGAAUCUCUGAAUUAACUCAACAAUUUUCCUAAACAUUCAUACAUAUUCUUUCAAUCUCUCUUUCUGCUUGUUUCUCUUUCCCCUCUCCUGUUGAGCUGAGAAGAUUUUGUAUUUUUUUCAUUUGCUGCUUCAGCGAUGUUAAUUGAAUUAGUUAUGCCUUCAAUUUAAGUCAACUAUCUCCAUUGCUGUAACCUAUUUCAGUUGGUUUGGAUUCAUUGUUUCUUCUCAUUUUUAAUCAAGUUGAUUCUCAAAAUCUCAAUUAAUCAUGUCCAACGUUGGAGGUUUCCCCACAACAAUAAACACAGCAACAACAACAUCAACGACAACCAAAGUUACACCUUUUGUUUGGUUUGAUCCAACUUACCUUAAAACUAUUCCUGGAUUAAUUAAAGCAAUCUCAAGUGCUGUAGUAUUGAUUGGUUUUAUUUGUGGUACUGUUGGUGAUUGCCGAGGAUGUUCAUCAGUCGCAUUUUACAGUACAAUAACCAUGGUCUGUUUUUGGAUCACAUUGCUACUUCUCGCAGCUUACCUUUUCCAUAUUAUUGAAAAACUUCAUAACAUUCCAUGGCUUUUGGUUGAAAUGGUAUAUUGUUUUCUUGCCUGUUUGCUUUUACUAGUUUCAUCCAUUGUCAUCAUUGCUGAUGGUUCCGUCUAUGCGGCUGCUGGUUUUUUUGGCCUGUUUGCUACCUCCCUUUAUGGCAUUGACACAUUUCUCAAGUUUCUGUCUCACCGGAAAGGUGAGAUCGCUCAAGGAGAAAGAACAAUGAAUUCGUCACCAUCCAGAGCAUAAUUUAUAGAUCUGAUAUCAUUAUCCUACAAUCAAAUCAUCAAAAAUUUAAAAUUAUCAUCAUCAUCGUCACCAUCAUCAAAAUCAUAAACUUCAUGCAAUAACUUCUCUUAUCAUUCAUCCCACCAGUCUGCACUCGACUUUACACAAAACAGCUGAAUAUUCGCCAAACUGGUUCCACCACCAACGGAUAUCGGUUAUUUUAUUCCUACCACUUGAAAAACUCUUCAACCUAAGCCAAAAUGUUAUUUUAUCAGAGAUAUUUAGUUGAAAUUAAUUCACCUAUUCUAAUCUUCAACCGUGGGCAGGCUUUUAAUAUUUUUGUGCCUUUCAAAAUAUAUACACAAAACACGCAUUUGUCUCAUUGUUCACCUUUUAAAAAAUAAUCGCUUCAAAAUUCAAUUGUCAAUAUGGAUGAAACUAAAACAAUGCAAAGCUAUAUGAUCAAAUCUAACCCUAUUUUACUUUUAAAGCCACUUUUUCUUCCUGCUGCCAAUUGAUAAAAAAAUUAUUUCAUAUUAAAUCAAGGUUAACAAUUAACGCACGAAACAACACUUUAUGCAUUUAACAAAACAUAUCAUGAGAAAUAUAUUAAUGACUUCACCAUUUAUUGCUUUUUUCAACUGAUUCAUUUAUAAAAUCGCAUAAAAACUGCCAAAUUUAUAACAAUAAACCAUCUAUUAUUAAAUUACAAA